Messenger RNA from Scutellospora calospora, 723 nucleotides. NCBI's taxonomy places the organism in Eukaryota, Fungi, Glomeromycota, Glomeromycetes, Diversisporales, Gigasporaceae. The record is from the annotation of a GenBank genome assembly.
AUGAGUAUUAUAAUUGGACCUGCGAUAGCUGUUACAACAACAUUCUUGGUUUUAAUAGUUGUUUUAUCAUCAUUUAUCGGACUAGAGAAAUUUGAGGUACCCAUUACGGCAAAUUCUACAUUAACUGGAUAUCCAACAUGGCAUAUUAAUGUUCCAGGUCUCGAUGUGAAUCGUUACAAUACAACAUUGUUAUUUUCUAACACGAUAUGCUUUUUUGCUAGUGUCCUUGGUUUUUAUUGGGCAUUUUAUCAACCUCAAGAUAAACGUCUCAUCUCUCAUUUUUACAAAAAUGAUACUGUUACCACAUCCACCCCAUGUAUUCAUUAUGGUGGAAAUAUUACUGCGAUUAAGUAUUGGGUAUGGGUAUUAAGAUAUUUUAUGUUAGUGAUAAUUGGAUGCGUAUGGUUGGAUUGGCCUUAUGAUGCACUUUGGUAUCAAAUACAAGCCCUAAGCAUAGAGGCGGCACUCGUAAUAACAUUCUAUCGCUUGUACUUCUCCACACACAAAAAUCUUCAUGAACAUGAGAAUCUUCCUCUAAAUACUGAUAAUGACAACCCAGACACACCAGAAGAACCUAUUCCACAAGAAUCUAACAGUGAAUAUCCUUACCCCCUAAGUUUCUUUCCUCAACCAAAACAACUUUUUGGUCUGAUUUUCGCUUCAAAAGUUCAUCUUUUGGGUGAUGCUAUAGUUUUAAUAUUUUUAAAUCAUCCCAAUGCGUAA